Messenger RNA from Anolis sagrei ordinatus, 2597 nucleotides. The record is from RefSeq and is a predicted model, not a curated record. Lineage: Eukaryota; Metazoa; Chordata; Lepidosauria; Squamata; Anolidae.
UGCCGCACGUGCCGGCGCAUGAGCUGUGUCAGAGGUGGCCGUGAGCGGCUCUGAGUGAGCGAGCGCCUGCUUCUUUCAUGGAGGAGGGGACCUAGGCGCUUAGAAAGUUCACUCUCCGGCCGGUGUGUCAGUCAGUCAGCCAGUCAGUCCUCUCUCAAAGCCAAACGGGGAGUAAAAGUCUUCCAACAGUUUGAACCUGCUCAGAAGCAACUCUUGAUCUGUUCAGUGAGACUCAGUUCCAAGCAGAAUGAUGAAACUGCUGCAGAAGAUAGAAAAUAUUUACUGUACAUGUGCUCUGAAGAUAGCAACACAAAAGGAAAAAUUUGCAAUAUGAAAAUAUUUUUUAGCUGACUGCUAAAAUUCAUGAGAUGCCUCCUGGUAUUACCAUGGAUAUCUUGAAGCCCAAAGCACUGCUUUUAGUGAUGGUUAUUUUUUUAAUUGGAUUUUUCCACUGUCAUCAUCGAGGAGUCUUUUUGACUGAGAAAGCAUCAGAUUAUAGGAAACCAAAUUUCAUAAUAUUUUUUGCUGAUGAUAUUGGAUGGGGAGAUCUUGGUGCCAACUGGUUCCUGAGAAAAGACACUCCUAACUUGGAUAAGAUGGCAUCGGAAGGAAUGAGAUUUGUAGAUUUUCAUUCAGCGGCAUCCACCUGCUCCCCAUCUCGGGCCUCUCUGCUUACAGGGCGCCUUGGCCUUCGCAAUGGAGUGACCCACAAUUUUGCUGUAACAUCAGUAGGUGGCCUCCCAUUGAACGAGACAACUUUGGCAGAAGUCCUGAAGGAAGCUGGCUAUCGCACUGGCAUAAUAGGCAAAUGGCACUUGGGGCAUAAUGGUCCUUACCAUCCCAGUCUUCGAGGUUUUGAUUAUUACUUUGGGAUCCCCUAUAGCCAUGAUAUGGGGUGCACGGACACUCCAGGCUAUGAUCUACCUGCUUGCCCAGCUUGCCUGUGGAACUCUACAAGAGGAAACAAACAGAAGGAAGACUGUUAUCCUGAGAUUGCACUUCCUCUUUUUGAAAACCGUGCAAUUGUUGAGCAGCCUGUAAACCUCACCAGCCUGGCUACUAGGUAUGCAGAAAAAGCAAUUCAGUUCAUCGACCGUGCAAGCCAGAGUGGGCAGCCCUUCUUCUUGUACCUUGCACUGGCUCAUAUGCAUGUGCCUUUGUUUGUGUCAGAACAAUUGUGGAAUUUGUCUUGCCAAGAUCCAUAUGGAGCCAACCUGAGACAGAUGGAUGCCCUGGUAGGACAAAUCAAGGACAAAGUUGAUAGUACUGCAAAGGAAAACACACUUCUAUGGUUCACAGGAGACAAUGGACCAUGGUCUGAAAAGUGCGAGUAUGCAGGCAGUGUUGGCCCAUACAUGGGGAUGUGGCAAAGGGAAAGAAAUGGGAGCUCUGCUAAGCAAACUACUUGGGAAGGGGGACACCGCGUUCCCACAUUGGUCCACUGGCUGGGGAAGAUCCCAGCCAAUGUGACGAGUCCUGUGCUGUUGAGCACUUUAGACAUAUUCCCUACCUUGGUUUCAAUGGCCAAUGCAAGCCUCCCUCCCAACAGACGUUUUGAUGGUAUAGAUGUGUCCAGUGUCCUUUUUGGGCUUUCAGACAGAGGACACAAGACGUUGUUCCAUCCCAACAGUGGGGCAGCUGGAAAAUAUGGAGAGAUACAGGCUCUUCGGCUGGAUCAGUACAAGGCAUUUUAUCUCACAGGUGGCGCCAGAGCCUGUGAUGGCAGUAUUGGACAGGAACAGCAGCACCAACCCCCUCUCAUUUUUAACUUACACCGGGAUGUUCUGGAGGCGCAACCCCUGGACCCUCACACUCCUGAGUACAGGACUGUCUUGCCAGGUGUGAGCAAGGCUCUUCAAGACAUACUUCAGGAUAUUGCUAUGGACAAUGUAUCCAUUGCAGAUUACUCUCACGACCCAGCAGUGUCGCCUUGCUGCAACCCACAACACCUGCUGUGUCGGUGCCAUUAGACUUCUUGCCCAUCGUCCUUGGAAGAAUGCUGAGAGGCAGUGGACUGAAGCGAGGAAGUACCAAGGAGGAAAAAUACCAGGAAGUCUGCAAGUUUUAAAGAAGUGGGCAAGGGAAACUUUUAAGGCAGGCUUGCACAACUUGGGAAAAGUAUAGGGUCAAAAUUAGACAGGCUAAGGCUCUUGGGGGCACAAAUAGGCUUUCAGCACCUCACUUCCCAAGUAUGGUAUAAUUAAUGACUAAUUGGGAUUAUUAUUGUUGUGUGCCUUCAAGUCGUUUCAGACUUGGGAAACUUUAUAACAGAGUUUUCUUGUCCAGUUCAGAGGAGCCUGGCCUUUGUCUUCCUCUGCGCUCAUUUUUUUUCAAAACCCUCCUACCAGAUAUAUCCUACCUUUGUUCAUGCCCAGUGAUUUUUUUUUAUUAAUCCUAAACUAUUAUAUUCGGCCCAGCCAUAGGUUUUUAAAUCUUUGUGUUUUAUUGUUUAUAUGUGACUUAUAUUAAUUGUAUUGUUUUUUGUUUAUUGCUUUUUUUUGGUUUAUUUAUGUGUUAUUGGGCUUGGCCCCAUGUAAGCCGCGCUGAGUCCCUUGGGGAGAUGGUGGCGGGGUAUAAAUAAAGUUUUAUUUAUUAUA